Molecule: messenger RNA, 1098 nt
Organism: Dovyalis caffra
Lineage: Eukaryota; Viridiplantae; Streptophyta; Magnoliopsida; Malpighiales; Salicaceae
Source: the annotation of a GenBank genome assembly
AUGUCUCCACCACUACUUGGUGUUGUGGAGGAGGAGGGCCAAAGUAAUGUCACUCUACUGGCUUCUCCGGCCUCUGCAGAAAGUGUAUGCCAGAACGGUUUGGAAUUAAGAGAGCGUAACUAUAUGGGUUUGUCUGAUUGUUCCUCUGUGGACAGCUCCACAGUCUCUGCUGCAUCUGACGAGAGGAAGACUAAUUUGAAUCUGAAGGCUACUGAAUUGCGGCUUGGGCUUCCUGGGUCUCAAUCUCCAGAAAGGAAUUCAGAGCUUUCCCUGUUGAGCUCUACACAACUUGACGAGAAGCCCUUCUUCCCUUUGCAUCCUGCAAAAGAUGGUCACUACUCCUCGACACAGAAAAAUGUCGUUUCGGGUAACAAAAGAGGGUUCUCUGAUGCUAUGGAUGGGUUUUCAGAGGGCAAGUUUCUGUCUAAUUCAGAGGUAAAUGCCAUGCUCUCACCCAGGCCUUCUCCGAACAUGGGAUUGAAACCUGGCAUGUUAGAGAACCUUGGAGUUCAACAAGCUAAAUCGAAAGAGAUAGGAGUCCCACAGGUAGUACAAGAGAGGCCUCAUGCAGCAAAUGAGACCAGACCACUACGUAGCAGUUCCACGAAUAACAGUGCACCUGCUCCAAAGGCACAAGUUGUGGGUUGGCCACCCAUCAAAUCAUUUAGGAAGAAUUCCCUCGCCACCACCUCAAAGAACACAGAAGAAGUAGAUGGUAAAGCAGGGCCUUGUGCUUUAUUUAUCAAGGUCAGCAUGGAUGGUGCUCCUUAUUUGAGAAAAGUAGACUUGAGAAACUACUCUGCGUAUCAGGAACUGUCUUCUGCACUUGAGAAGAUGUUCAGCUGUUUCACCAUAGGUCAAUAUGGAUCUCAUGGAGCUCCAGGAAGGGAAAUGCUCAGCGAGAGCAAGCUGAAGGAUCUGCUGCAUGGCUCAGAAUAUGUUCUCACUUACGAGGAUAAGGAUGGAGACUGGAUGCUUGUUGGCGACGUUCCCUGGGUGAUGUUUAUUGAAACAUGCAAGAGGCUGAGGAUCAUGAAGAGCUCUGAUGCCAUUGGCCUAGCCCCAAGAGCCAUGGAGAAAUGCAAAAACAGGAAUUAG